AUGAACAAGAAAAGACACUUUCUGGAGGCCCCAGAGGUCAAAGACUACCUGGUGAAAGGAGAAAGAUUCACCAAAUGGUCAGAGGACUCUACAAAGACUGUUCCUGUCACCAUGAAGAUGGAUCCAAAAGGUUUUUAUGUCUACUGGAUCAACCAAAGCAAGGAGACAACGUUCCUGGAUGUCGCUACUAUCAGAGAUACCAGAACAGGAAAAUAUGCAAAACUUCCCAAACACCCCAAGGUCCGCAACGUGUUCAACCUGGACUUCCCCGACAGCAACCAUCUCGCCAAAACUCUGACCAUUGUCUCGGGCCCGGACACUGUGAAUCUGACCUAUCAUAACUUCUUUGCCUCUAAGGAGAAAGUGACACAGAACUGGGCAAAUGACAUCCUUUCAAUUGCCUACAAUGCUGCAAGAAACAACGCGUGUAGGCAGGUCUUCCUGGAGAAAAUAUACGUCCGCAUCUCUCUUCACACCAACAAGGACGGCAAGAUUCCCGUGAAAAACAUUUACAAGAUGUUCCCUGCGGAUAAGAAGAGGGUGGAGAGUGCCUUGGCAUCGGCACACCUCCCUAAAGGAAAGUAUGACACCAUGAAGCCUGACGUCUUCACCGAGUCUGCCUUCAAGGCCUUUCUGACGAAUCUCUGCCCUCGGCCUGAGAUCUACGAGAUCUUCACUUCUUACUCCAACAAACCCACCAUGACAAAGGAGAAUUUCACCAAGUUCCUCAAUGAGAAGCAGAGGGACUCCCGGCUCAACGAGGAGCUGUUCCCACGACUGCGGCAGGACCAGAUCAAGGCUCUGAUCGACAAAUAUGAGCCGUGCUCCUCCAACACGAACAGAAAUCUGAUUUCGCCAGAAGGUCUCCUGUUCUUCCUGAUGGGGCCGGAGACAUCAGUUGUCAUCCAGGACAGGCUGGCCAAGUGUCAGGACAUGACCCAACCUUUACCCCACUACUUCAUCAAGUCCUCCCACAACACGUACCUGACAGCUGGUCAGUUCUCUGGCGUGUCGUCUCCGGAGAUGUACCGCCAGUGUCUGCUGUCCGGCUGCCGCUGUCUGGAGCUGGACUGCUGGAAGGGCAAACCUCCAGAUGAAGAGCCCAUAAUUACCCACGGCUUCACCAUGACGACUGAGAUCCUCUUCAAGGAUGUGAUCGAGGCGAUUGCUGAGAGCGCCUUCAAGACCUCACAGUACCCCAUCAUCCUCUCGUUCGAGAACCACGUCGACUCGGUGAAACAGCAGGAGAAGAUGGCAAACUACUGCAAAACCAUAUUUGGCGAUGCCCUGCUAACAGAGCCGCUGGACAAAUAUCCUCUGAAGCCAGGCCAGCAGAUUCCCAGCCCAUCUGAGCUCCUGGGCAAGAUCCUCAUCAAGAACAAGAAGGGCAGCCAUGGAAAGCCAACCCAGGCUAAGAAACCCACCGCAGCAGCCGCUGACCAGGCCACAACCACGGCUGCAUCCCCCCAGGACCCAAACGCCACAUCCCAGGAUCCUGCCAACCCAGCGCCCAGCACCCAGGAGAACCAAGAGGGAGACACAGCUGUGGAGGACACCGAGGAGCAGGAGGACACAGAGGAACAGGAUGAGGAGAAAAUGAAGACAUCAGAUGAGGGCACGGCCGGACAAGAAGUAACAGCGUAUGAGGCGAUGUCAUCCAUAGUCAACUACAUCCAGCCCAACAAAUUCAUCUCUUUUGACAAUGCCAGAAAGAAAAACAAGAGUUACGCCAUCUCAUCUUUCGUGGAGACCAAAGGGGAGACAAUGAUUGCCAAGACUGCUGUUGAAUUUGUCGAAUACAACAAGAGGCAGAUGAGCAGGAUCUACCCCAAAGGAACAAGAAUGGACUCGUCCAAUUACAACCCGCAGCCUUUUUGGAACGUCGGCUGCCAGAUGGUGGCGCUCAACUACCAGACGAUGGAUUUCCCCAUGCAGCUGAACAUGGCCCUGUUUGAAUACAACGGCAGAACGGGCUACUUGCUCAAGCAUGAUGUUCUGCGUCGCAGCGACAAGAAGUUUGACCCUUUCUGUGACAGGAUUGACACCGUUGUGGCAAGCACGUUGACCAUAAAGAUCUAUUCGGGCCAGUUCCUGUCGGACAAGAACGUGAAAACAGGGGUGGAGGUGGAGGUGAUCGGGCUGCCGGGAGACCCCAAGAAGAAAUAUCGCACCAAGUGGUCCCCCACGCCCAACGCCAUCAACCCAGUGUGGAAUGAGGAGCCUUUUGUCUUUGAGAAAAUUCUGCUCCCAGAAAUGGCCUCUCUACGAAUUGUGGUCCAUGAGGAGAACGGUAAAUUCUUGGGACACAGAAUCAUCCCACUUGAUGCCAUCCAAUCAGGUUUUCAUCACAUCUGCCUGCGCAGUGAGAGCAACAUGCCACUCACUCUGCCUGCCCUCUUUGUGUACAUCGAGGUCAAGGACUACAUCCCCGCUGCCUUUGCAGAUUUCACAGAUGCCUUGUUCAACCCAACAAAAGGUACAGAAAAGUCCACAAAGACGCCAAAGGAGUCAUCUUCCGACUACAUUUCUCCCUACGAGAUGCCUCUCGUGGUCCAGACCCCCACAGACAAAGCUAAGGAAAGUGAAGCCCCGGCUGCAGAAACGCCCGCAUCCGAACCUACCCCACCAGCUGAUGCCAAAGACGAAUCACCCCAGCCACCUCCAGAAGCAAGCGCUGAAGAAGGUAAAGAAGAGGCUGAGAGCAAGCCAGACACUGCACAACUUGAGGCAGAACCUCCUCAAACUCCUGGCGACACUCCAGCUGCAGAUCCAGCCCCGGAUGCAGGAGGCGCCACAUCUGAAACCCUUCCUGAAGCCAUUCCUCCUCCUGAAGAGGCAGCCCCUGAGAAGGAAGCUGUUGCAGAGCCAGAGAAGGCUCCCGAAACCAAUGAGGAGCCUGCCAGUGAAUCCAGCACAAACCCUGAAUCUGCUUCAGAUGAUAAACCAGACACAGAAGCUGCCAGUGCUGCUGAAGAGCCUGCUGCUGCUGCUGCUGCUGCUGCUGCUGCUGCUGCUGCUGAGGCCUUGCCCUCUCCAUCAAGUUCACCAUCUGCAGGAUCAGAUGACUCAUCUCAGCCACCACCGACUUCCAGCGAAGAGCCUUCGACAGUGACUACCGGAGAACUGACAGAGCACAAGAACUACCUGAAGGUCGUCAAGCGCCAGGAGAGAGAGAUGAAGGAAGCAGAAAAGAAGUAUCAGAAGAAAGGAGAGGACCUGAUUCAGAAAUACUCUGACUCCUUCAAGGCCAUCAAGAAGAAGGCCUCUCUGAAGAAAAAAGAGGGAGAGGGAAACGCCUCCGACUCCGGUGUGACGACGGAGCGGGUGCAGGAUCAGAAAGAAAAGAUGCAGGUGGAUCUGCAGGCUUUAUGGACGGAGCAAUGUGAUCAGCUGAGGAAGAAGAAAGAGCAGUACGCCACGGAGAGGCUGGCCAAACUGUUGGAGAUGGCUGCAGAGAGACACGCUAGUGAACUGAGGGCCCUGGAGAGUGAAAUCAAAGACAAUAAGAAGAAAUCAGCUGCCAAACGUUCAAGCUCAGAGAAAGCAAAGCUGAAAAAGGCGAUGAGCACAGAGCUGCUGGAUGAGCCUAGUCAGUCUGAUGAAGCAUCUUCAGAUUACAGCCCGCAGCAAGAGUCUCUGAUGAAGAAACAGGCUGCUACACUGGAGGAAAUCAAGACCAUGACUAAUCAGCUCAAUCAGGAGGCCUUGAAGGAGCACGAGCAGAAGCUGAGGUCCCUGCCGGCAGAGGUGAGGGAAGCAGUCAAUGUCUGUGUGGGGGCCCACUUUCCCGAGCUGGUCGAUCAAGCUGGAGACAAGAAGGUGGAGGGAGUGGGCUUCUAUGGAGAUGUCUUCCUGGGAUAGAUGUGCCAACUCUAAUAUCUUAUAUCAGCCUGUUACAUAACCUACAAUCUGAGCAGAACAUUGUAAUAGUGGACCAUUAUUCAGUUAGGGCAGCUUUGUGUGAUAUUUCAAUUUAGAGGCACUAUUCAUAGAGGGAUUUGAGAGUUUAAAGCCAUAAUGAUAUUUUCAUGAAUGUCCUGUAGUGCAAACGUUAGACAAUUUGGACAUUUUCUGUGUGACUCUUUGUGUCUCCUCCUUUUGACCAAUCAAAAAAUAGACCUAAUAGAGCGACAAAUAUCUGCCACUUGAAAGCACAUCACUAAAAGCCUUAGUCUGAUGCCCGCACUCCCCUUUGCUGUCCUCUUAAUGAGUUCCAAAAUGGGAAUAAGUGUAGCAAGAAAAAUAUAGCCGCAAAAAUGGGUUAGCAGAGACUGCAGGCUGAAUCGAGACAAUGACUACAUCUGUCACACGCGAUGUGUGAUGCCCAGUGAUGCCACAGAAAAGCAUUCGCACUGAGAUUGAGGGGUGUUGUUGCAAGGAAAAAGGCAGAAAAGGGUUAUAUUUACUCUAUAACUGGGUCAACUGUAGUAUUAGUUCCAUGGUGAUGCAAUAUUCCUCUUGCAGUCUUGUGAAGAAGAGUCUUUAAUAAAAUGUCAUUUGUGCAGUACA
Molecule: messenger RNA, 4509 nt
Organism: Acanthopagrus latus (yellowfin seabream)
Lineage: Eukaryota; Metazoa; Chordata; Actinopteri; Spariformes; Sparidae
Gene: plcb2
Product: phospholipase C, beta 2
Exons: 32
Coding region: 1-3861 (1286 amino acids)
Biological process (GO): phosphatidylinositol-mediated signaling; lipid catabolic process
Molecular function (GO): phosphatidylinositol-4,5-bisphosphate phospholipase C activity; calcium ion binding
Source: RefSeq, a predicted model, not a curated record